Columba livia (rock pigeon) is the source of this 3774-nucleotide messenger RNA. Its product is annotated as heat shock factor protein 3-like. The record is from RefSeq and is a predicted model, not a curated record. Gene Ontology annotation, molecular function: sequence-specific DNA binding; DNA-binding transcription factor activity. The transcript is spliced from 13 exons. The coding region runs from base 80 to 1735 and encodes 551 amino acids. Gene Ontology annotation, biological process: regulation of DNA-templated transcription. NCBI's taxonomy places the organism in Eukaryota, Metazoa, Chordata, Aves, Columbiformes, Columbidae.
CGCCCUGCGCAGCGUCACGGUCACCGUUGUGCGCCGCGCCCUCCCGGCCCGUUGCAGCGGAGCGCGGCCCGGCCCGAGGAUGCGGGAGGCGUCGGCGCUGCCCAGCGCCCCCGGCGCCGCCCCGGUGCCCGGCUUCCUGGCCAAGCUCUGGGCGCUGGUGGAGGAUCCGCAGAGCGACGACGUCAUCUGCUGGAGCCGGAAUGGUGAGAACUUCUGCAUCCUGGAUGAGCAGAGGUUUGCCAAGGAGCUGCUCCCCAAGUACUUCAAACACAACAAUAUCUCCAGCUUCAUACGACAGCUUAACAUGUAUGGUUUCAGGAAGGUGAUUGCACUGGAGAACGGUAUGGUUACAGCUGAGAAAAGCUCCGUCAUUGAGUUCCAGCACCCUUUCUUCAAGCAAGGGAAGGCACAUUUACUGGAAAAUAUCAAGCGCAAGGUAUCCGCAGUAAGAACUGAGGAUCUCAAGGUCUGCACGGAGGAUUUGCACAAAGUGCUCUCCGAAGUCCAGGAGAUGCGAGAGCAGCAGAACAACAUGGACGUCAGACUGGCCAACAUGAAGAGAGAAAAUAAGGCCCUGUGGAAAGAAGUGGCAGUUCUAAGGCAGAAGCACAGUCAACAACAGAAGCUGCUGUCUAAGAUUCUUCAAUUUAUACUGAGUUUGAUGCGAGGAAAUUAUAUUGUUGGGGUCAAAAGAAAAAGGUCUCUCACGGAUGCUGCGGGUGCUUCGCCUUCCAAGUACAGUCGUCAGUUCGUGCGCAUCCCGGUGGAGAGCGGCCAGGCGGUGACUUUUCCCGAGCACGGUGCAGGCGAUGAGGAUGGCGGUGGUACAGGUCUCAUCAUUCGCGACAUCACCGAUACCCUGGAUAACGCCGGCGACAGUCUGCUUGCCGUGGCACACACCAGCGGCAGAGCCAGAGAGACACAGGCAGCUCUGGAUCCUGGCUUACCGAUUUGUCAAGUAUCACAGCCCAGUGAGUUUAAUUAUACAGAACCUAUCCCACCAGUUCACGUAAAUGAUGUCAACAAGCCCAGUGAAAUAGGAAAUUCUGCUGUGGAGCUCCAUGCUGCACAACCUACUGCUCCGGAAGACCCCGUGUCCGUGAUUGACUCCAUCCUGAAUGAGAACAACCCUGGAAACCAAAGCGACCCUUUACUGGACAGAGAGGAAAUUCAGGAUUUUCUUAAUUGCAUCGAUGCCAGCCUUGAAGAACUUCAAGCAAUGUUAUCUGGGAAGCAGUAUAACUUUGGUUCUGAAGGUUUCAGCGAUACGCUUAAUCCUGAGCUGCCAGCCCUGGAUAUGACCUUGAUGGAAGCUUCCCCUGGUAUGGAAAAUAUUCAGAUUGCAGACCUGGCAGAGGGCACUGAAGAUCUGGGAGCGAGUGAGAGAGCGACGGCGGGGAGCAAAGAUAUGCAGCUGAUCCAGUACAGGGCCAAUCCUCUGCUUUCGUUAUUUGAAGAGCUACCUUCCAGCGAAGCCGCGGGGAAGCUGGAGGAUCCGAAAGACCUUCUGCUGCCGCCCCUGGAGGAGAAGCCUGCUCUUCAUCCUCCGCCGGGCAGCGGAGCGGCCCCGCCAGCAGCGCCGGCCGGCCCGGCCGAGCCGCUGGAUGCGCUGGGAGUGGGGGACCCGCCGCUCCUCGCGGAAGAUGGGAACGGGGAGUACAAACUGUUCCCGCUCCUGCUCCUCAGCCCUGUUGCCAACUUCAUAGAAGAGGCCUCCGAGAUAGAAACUUCUUGAACUCUCUUAACACCAGCGGCCGCCUUAGUGCGGUGGAACAGGCAACAAAGGAAUGGAUCAGCCAGACCCUGAGGUCCCUCGCUGCCUCCCGCGUGCCGCGCUCCGCACCGGCACAGGGCGGUUCUUUCCGCAAGCAAAGGCGCGCCUGGGAAAACUGAAAACAAGCUCGGAACGGGCUGGUGGGAGUGGAGGCACCGACCGCGGUGAGAACGACCGGUAAACGUACCACAUCGUAUUCCCAGACUUUUAUCCGAUAUCCUUAUUGCAAAAGGAAAUCUGUUUGUAUGCUGUUUGUAAACUUGGGUUGGAGUUUUUUGUGUUGGUUGUUGUUUUGUUAUUUUUUAAUUUGUUUUUUAUUAGCUGGAUAGUAAUGUGGUGUUUAAUAUUUUAAACGUGUGUUUUACCCUUCUGAGCGCCUGUUUCAAUAGCGGCUUGUCUACUGUUUGGAAUUAAGAUGUUUUAGUUUGAGGUUUGUUUUUUUGAUGGUUUGUGGCUACAAUUGUUUGCAUCUGCUUAGAUCACUUUCGUACUCCUAGAUUCGCUCCUAGGUACAGGGAACGUUUUUCCUAUGGAAAAUUACAUUUUAACUGUGGAGUAUUCCUUUUUAACAUGCCGACACGCAUCCAUCGCCACGGGUCGUAGGUGUUGCGGUAGGAAGUGCUUGCCACCCUGCAUACGCUGAUUUCUCAUGCACAUUGCAUGGCAGUUCUGGGGUAACUCGCACCUCGCUCACAGGUCGUGUGUGCUCAGAAAUCGUGAGUAGAACCGAUCCAGGUCCGGCAGAGUCCAGCAGCUGCCCUUACAGAGCGGGGGGAAGGAGCCGCGGGGUGACGUGUUGACACAGGACAUACCUUCAGAUUUCUCUUCUGUUUGCGGCAGCUCCUUGUUCACCUGCCCCUCUGCGAACACUGGGCUUCUUCCUGCGUUUCCUGCUUGUGGCAUCUCACAGCUAAAUCACCUACAUGCGUUUGGGUCCUUCGACAGCGAAUUACAAAAACAGUGCCUGCUUAGUCAAAAAGUGUUUCCGCAGAGCUCUUCCCCGCGCUGUGUCCUGGGUCCCGGCUGUGCCCGCGCCGGCUCCCGCUCCCCGGCUGGCGCGGGCCUGGAGCCGCCUGCCCGCACGGGGAGCUCGCUGGGGGCGGGGAGGCCCUGGAUGGAUCGCGGGAUGUUUCCUACCGGCACAAUUACUUGACGUGUUUUUCAAUUUUAGGAAUUCAAGCUACCUAUGGGCUUUGUUCUCUCCAAAGUUUCUGAACUAGUACAAUUUGAGAUCUUUUAUAUUCAAGAAUCCAAGUUAAUCUGAUAUUCUAAAGCCUACUAGAUAAUGCACGUUAUCUAUGCUGGCCUUGCUUAAUUGGGUUUGUGAUUUGUUGUCCAGUCCUUUGGGCUGCGGAGGAUCUUCGCUGCGUGUGCACGUGCGGUGCCCUCACGGGGUCAUUUCAUUCCCGUGCUUCUGUCCUUUUACCUCGUGACCCUCCACGUUUGUAUUGUUUGAAUUGCCUUUUGCCACCUAUGUCUUAUUCCAGCCUCCUCUUGGCUUUCUGUCGCUUACUUCUUGAGACAAAGGGCUGAAGAGUCUCAAGUUCUCGUGAGCUAAAGGGAGAAGGGAAGUGAGUGAACCGCGUGUGUCGGGUCUGCCGCUCUUUCGUUUCAUCCCAAAGGCUUCGGUUUUGCCAAGAGCGAAGCGGCAGCAGCAGUGUUCUCUGUGCUGCUCUGGCCGCUGGCACGGGGCGGGCUGCGGUUCUGCCGGGGUCACUGUCCUGUUCUUCCAUCAUGGUGUCCUCUGGCCUCAGUGCAUCUCCCCGUCAGAUACUCGAUCUGAUUGUGUGAUAGGUUUUAAAUACACGUUAUCUCUUAAGAAACCAAGGCUUAAGAAAACUGCAAAUAAAACUUGUGCAUCUGUGUCUGAUUUAUGUACAGGUCUAGGAAAAGAGUUUAUUUGUGCAAGUUUCUGAGAAAGAUUGCGAUGGAAAGGGCAAGGCUGAACAGCAAGAAAAACCCACAUGCUGAAGUAAUUAAACUCAAGAAUUGCAAAACCA